GCCAGGGCCUGCUGUUUGUUCAGCCAGAUAGGCAGAGAAGAAAAAUGGCGGCCCUAGGCGGACCAGAACGGGACGCCGGGCUAACGUUUUGAGCUCUCGCAUUCGGAAAGGCGCAGGGGCUGCCCGGGCCUACGGCGUCAUUCGAGUCCGAACCGGUUCGUCUUUGUAGCGGCACCGUUGUUUUUUUCGCUCGCCAUCGUGUAUGCCAAAUCCACGCAAACAUUGGGAUUGUAAUAUAAUAGGUUUCGCUUAUCAUGAGAGGGAAAAGGGGCAGGCCGCCCAAACCGCUACACACCGAGGAGCCGUCUCCAGCCACGACCCGGGGCUUGCGACCCAGGAGGAAUAUAAAACCCAAGUUUAAGGACAGCGGGGACGAGGACGCCGAGAGCCCCUCGAGAGAGGCCACCAAAUCAGUCCGGAAAAAGAAAGCACCAUCAACGCGGGGCAGGGGACGAGGCAGAGGUGGCGGCGGCGGCGGCAGAGGAGCGAGAGGUGGCCGUGGAGGGAGGCGGAAGGCUGUGCCCAAAACCAAAACCGUGGUGUACGAUGACCAUGAGAGCGAGGAAGAUGAGGAUGCUGUGAGUCUGAGGUCGGAGGAGGACGAGUUCGUCGAGGAGGAACCCCAGUCCGAGGAGGACGAGGGCCUCAAAGAGGACUCUGACUGCCUGGAAGAUGAUGGGCUGGAGGAGGAAGAGGAUGGUGCCAGCUUCUGCACAGAGAGCAGCUUUCGGAGUCAGAGCACUCACGCCAGCACUCCGGGAAGGAAAAAAAUGCGGGCUCCCCGCCCUCGCACUCCCACUCUCGAAAACAAGGAGAUCCCUCCUCUCGAGCUUCCAGAAACCUCUGAGGAUCUUUUGGUGCCUAACGAGGAGCUGCUCAACAUAACCUCCAUCUAUGAGGUCCUGCGGAACUUCAGCACCGUGCUUCGUCUCUCUCCCUUUCGUUUCGAGGACUUCUGUGCGGCGCUCAUUGGCCAGGAGCAAUGCACGUUAAUAGCCGAAACACACACCUCCCUGUUGAAGGCCAUUUUGCGUGAGGAAGACUCUUCCAACACUACCUUCGGCCCUGCAGACCUCAAGGACAGCGUCAACUCCACUCUGUAUUUUAUCGACGGCAUGACGUGGACUGAGGUUUUGAGGUCUUACUGUGAAAGUGACAGAGAGUUCCAUCAUGUUCUGCCACACCUAGAGAUGGACGAGUAUCCCUAUGGUCCUCUUGAAAGUAAGAUCAGGGUGCUCCAGUUUUUGGUGGAUCAGUUCCUUACCACCAACAUCGCCCGAGAAGAGCUCAUGUCCGAUGGCAGCAUGCAGUAUGACGACCACUGCCGCGUGUGUCACCGCCUUGGUGACCUGUUGUGUUGUGAGACUUGCUCAGCGGUCUACCACCUGGAGUGUGUGAAACCACCGCUGGAGGCUGUCCCAGAGGAUGAGUGGCAGUGUGAGAUUUGCGUGGCACACAAAGUGCCAGGAGUCACAAACUGUGUGACUGAGGCGCAGAAAAACAGGCCCUACAUCCGCCAGGAGCCCAUUGGAUAUGAUCGCCAUCAGAGGAAAUACUGGUUCCUCAGUCGAAGGAUUAUUAUUGAGGAAGACGGGGAGCACAAGAAGAAGAGGAUCUGGUAUUACAGCUUGAAGGCACAGCUGGAAGAGCUCAUCGAGUGUCUGGAUAAGGAAUACUGGGAGACGGACCUUCAUGCCAUCCUGGAGGAGACGAAGGAGGAGGUGAAAGCCCACAUGGACAUCACAGAGGACCUCACCAACAGAGCUCGUGGAAGCAAUAAGUCCUACCUUACUGCUGUCAACGGAGUGGUUCUGGAGCGGUUAAAGAUGAGGCGAGAGGCGCAGGAAGCAAAGAGGCGAGCGAACGAGACGAAGCAGGAACCAGAACAUGGCUCAGUGCACAAGGCUGAGAUCGGUGCCGCGGUCUCAUCGCAACCCAACAAAAUAAAGGAUGCAGAGAACCUGGAUGAUAAGUCCAAAGCUGCUACAAUUCAACCUGCAGCAGAAGAGAAGUGCACAUCAGGUAAUCCAGCCUCUGCUACCCAGAAUGCAGCUGCAUUUAAGACACGAUCACUUGAGAAAAGCCAGGAAGCAGAAGCUGAUCAUUCUGGGAGUCAGAACAGUGGAGAGUCUUUUCCACGGGCAGAGCAGAGCACGACAGACGAGAACCAAAAGUCAGAACCUGGCCAUGCAGCUGCACAAAGAGACGACUCAUCACCAGCCCAAGAUCAGGCACAGCAGCGAUCGUCUCAUCCAGAGGCGGCUGGUGACAGCAGCCAGGUUUCUGGCUCUGAUGGUCUCAGUAAGCUGGACCCACCCGAUCUAGCUGACAGGUCCUCGCAGUCCUCUUUCACCAGCCAGGAUGGGACGGUUGAGUAUAAUGAGCGGGUCAAGAACGAGAAUGCAACAGGACAAGAAUCUGAAAAUCAGAUGAACAGGAGCAGCAAAGAGUCACCCCCCAUGUGCGUCGCUGGUGACGCCACACGUCUGAGCUUCUUGAAAAGGGACCUGGCUGUAAAUUUAAACAACUUGUUCAAACUGGGUCAGGAGGGCAAGUACAGGGUCUACCAGAACCAGUACAGCACCAACGUGCUGGCACUCAACAAACAUCAGCACCGAGAGGAUCACGACAAGAAGCGCCACCUCUCCCACAAGUUCAGCCUGACCACCGCCUCCGACUUCAAAUGGAACGGCUCCAUCUACGGGUCGCGGAGUCUGACCAUCGCCACGCUUCGACUCACCAUCAUCCAGCUGGAGACGAACGUGCCGGGACCGUUCAUGCAUCCCAACUGGGCGUCGCACAGGACCAACUGGAACAAAGCGGUGCAGAUGUGCAGCAAAGCCAGGGAGUUUGCUUUGGCUUUGGCCAUUUUGGAGUGCGCAAUCAAACCAGUGGUUAUGCUGCCCAUAUGGAAAGAGUCUCUGGGACACACAAGGUUACAUCGAAUGACCUCUAUGGAGCGGGAAGAAAAGGAGAAGGUAAAAAAGCGAGAGAAGAAGCUUGAGGAUGAAGAGACCUUGCAGCAGGCCACAUGGGUGAAAUACACCAUCCCCAUCAAGCAUCAGGUGUGGAAACAGAAGGGUGAGGAGUACAGAGUGACCGGAUAUGGAGGCUGGAUCUGGGUCAGUAAGACUCAUGUGCCCCGUUUUGUCCCAAAACUACCAGGAAACACAAACGUAAACUACCGUAAAGAAUUGGAGGCUAAAAUGAAUAAAGAAAAUGCCGCAAUUUGCACAAAAAAACACAAAGAGAUGACGGAAAGCAAGAAGGUGUCGACUCAGAUCAAAGAAGACGAGGACCAGUCGCUGGUCAGCGCACCGUCUACGAUCACUUCCUCGCCUGAUGACAGCAAACCUCAGACCACCAAAGAGGAAGAAGACCGUUCAAAGGAGGAGCAGGAAAUUACUGCUGAAGAGAAGAACGUAGAUGAAAAGAUGGAGGUUGACUCCAGCAUCAAAACUUCAACUGAUACACAAGAUAAAGUUGAAAGCAACGGUCCUUCAUCGACCACUGCACCUCCUGUUGGAGUUGAGCCCACUCAGACACCCGAGCAACACAACAAGGAGGAGACCACAACAUCACAAAUCUUUUACGAUGUGGUGAAUGUUAGCGAGGGCUUCCAGCUGAGGACGGCAUAUAAGAAGAAGGUAAAGCCAUCCAAACUGGAUGGACUCUUGGAGCGUCGGGUAAAACAGUUCACCUUGGAGGAGAAGCAGAGGCUGGAGCGGAUGAGACAGGCCUUGUCCAAAGCAGCCACCAUGAAGCCCACGACUGGGGUGAAAAUUGAAGGAGCAGCAUUAAACAAACCGCAGCCUGCUGCCACCUCAGCUGUUAAAGCAGAAGAGAAGGGGGAGAACCUACAAGUGAAAGACCGUGUGGUUAAAAAACUUGAGUUUGAGCAGGAGGACACAAAGACAGAGAUCAAGAACAUCAAACCUGACCCUGGAAAUGAGGAGGCCUGUACCAAUAAAGAAGUGAAUGGAGAACCUGAGCUGAGCAGUACAACCAGCUGUCGGUCAGAGAAGACCGAGCACAAUGAAAAAACACAGAAGGAAGAGGGUUGUCUAAUAACAGACACUCCUAAGAAGCGUGGCUAUGAUGAAAUGGAGCAAAGCAGUGGAAAGAGCGACGCUGAAAACAUGGAGGAAACCCAAAGUAAGAGCAUUUCAUCGCACGUGAAUGGAAAAACCACAACAGCAGAUCCAAACACCAACUCAGACCCUGGGAAUCCUGUCCAGAGUGUGUGUUCAGAUCCAGAGAAGGAGCCGGUGAAGUCUCUGAUGAAUGGAAAUCUGUCGCAGAAUGAUUUUUCUAAUGCAGCCCAUCCCCCUCCUCUCAAAGUCCCAAAAUUAGAGAACCAUGUUGGCGAUAAAGAAGAACUUGUAAAUAAGAGUGCUGUGACGACGGACAGUGAGGGGUCAGUGACGGCAAAGCUCGAAUCCUCGAGCACUUCCUGCCACAACAGUAAUAACACAGACACUUGCACCAACGUCUCUUCAAAGGAGUCUCAAAGUUCACUCGUGCGUGACACAUCCAACAGUAUUAGUAAGCCCGAUGCAACUUCUCGAGGGGAAAUGGGUUCUGUUUCGUUCGGUCCCGUCACCACCCAACCCAGCUUAGAAGCAGCUGGCUUCCAGAAGAAGAAACCUAAUGACACCAAAUCGACCCCCCAGGGCUCCACAUCAACUAGCUCCAUGACGAUUAGUAAAGAGUAUUCCACCAAAGACAGAGUCAGCCUUCUCAGGUACUCCAAGUCCAAGAAGGCCCGCUCGGGAAUCGCACUGCCCUCCUACCGAAAGUUUGUGACUAAGAGCAGCAAGAAGAGCCUUUUUGUCCUCCCAAAUGAUGAGCUGAAGAGGCUGGCGAGGAAGGCAGGCAUUAAAGAAGUGCCCAUCUUCAGCUACAAUGCCAAGCCGGCGCCAGAUAUCUGGCCCUACCCUUCACCUCGGCCCACCUUUGGGAUCACCUGGAGGUAUCGUCUGCAGACUGUGAGGUCUCUGGCGGGUGUUAGUUUGAUGCUGAGGCUGCUGUGGGCCUGUCUGAGGUGGGACGACAUGGCUGUGAAGCCCUCCACUGCUGUAGGGAUGACUCGGAAAGAAACCACCGACACAGACAUCAUCACUACAGAGAUUAUGAAAAGGAGAGACGUGGGGCCCUAUGGCAUCCGCUCAGAGUACUGCAUCAGGAAGAUCAUCUGUCCCCUCGGGAACAGAGACACACCCAAAGAAACCCCAACUCCACAGAGGAAAGGCCUGCGCUCAAGUGCUCUGAGGCCGAAGAAGCACGAACCAGCCAAGCAGACCGGGCCUUUGGCUGUGGAGACGUGGAUACCUGAAGAGGAGCUCGAGCUCUGGGAGAUCCGAGCCUUUGCAGAGAGGCUGGAGAGGGAGAAGACACAAGGGUUAGAGCCCGCCAAAACCAGCAGCACCCUGAAGACAGUAGAGGAAGUCAAGGCUCAUUUAGACAACCAGCUGAAGCAGGCUAGACUGGCUGCCCAGCAGAAACGUUUGGAGCCGCUGAAACCGAGCACAACUGCCACCACUUCCACAACUCCCACCACGUCAGACAGCUCUCCCAGUACCCUGACCUCCACAGGCCUGAGGACGGGUCCGUUGCCACCUGGAACCAAGAUGGCCCUGUCCACCAAGCUGGGCUCCCCAGUUCCUCUCCAGCAAGACAAGAACUUCCAUCAGUCGUUCGCCUCCUGGGUGAAGCAGGGUCAGAACAACGGCACAGGUGGAGUUCAGCAGAAAGUUCUGGGUAUUUUCCCUCAUGGGCCUCCUGCCAACCUUCGGACAUACAGCACGCUACAUCCUACGACUGGAAACAUGAACCUCAGAACUGCUUCUUCUGCCUCCACCACUCAACAGGUUACCACAGCAGUGGGGCAACCUCAACCUGGAGCACCUGUUCCUGGGGGUACAGUAGUCAGAGGUCCAGCUCAGCAAGGUCAGCCUGUACAAGCUGCAGCCCAAGCUGGACCUGGUACUCCUCCUCUGAGAGCAGCAGGUCCUGCAUCAACUCCUCCUGCCUCCACAGCUCCUGCUGCUUCAUCUCAGCCUCAGAGACCUCAGCAGGGCCAAGUGAAACUCACCAUGGCUCAGCUCAUGCAGCUCACUCAAAGCGCACAGGGAGGAAACCCAGGUCUGACUGUGGUGAUCCAGGGUCAAGGGCAGACCCAGGGACAACUUCAGAUCAUCCCACAGGGUGUUGCGGUCAUCCCAGGCCCCGGCCAGCAACUAAUGCAGGCGGCCAUGCCCAACGGCCAAGUCCAGCGCUUCCUCUUCACUCCUUUACCUCCGUCCUCAUCAGCUCCUGUUUCGGCUCCCACUAACACGACCCCUGUCACAACGCAGACCCCUCAAACCCAAAUGUCACCUUCAGCUCAAAUGCGAUCCGUUGCCCAAGUCCAGACGACUCCGUCAUCCUUAGCCCAUACACAAAUGACGGCUCCUCUACCUGCGCCCAUUCAGGCUACAAGCCCAUCACCGAACCUAAACGUUGCCUCGAGCUCUGCUAUUCCGGUUCAAACCCAAGUUCCUGCCCCUGUUUCUGCUGCUGCUCACGUCUCUCCACAAACGCACAUUUCACCCCCAACGCCCAUCUCUUCACAGCCCCAAAGGUCUGCUCUGGUGCCUCAUUUUCCACAGCCUUCCACACAAGUUGUACCCCCUGCCCCACCCUCAGCUGUAACAUUGCCCCAAGCUGCUUCCUCAACACAAAAUUCAAGCCCAGGUGUGACUCAUAAACAGAUUCUCACUUCAUCCCUUGUCCAAAACCAAACCGUGCCCCAAACCCAAGUGUCCACUCUUCCAGUAGGUUCACCCCCUGCACAAACCCAAACUGUAUGUUCACCACUUGUACCAGGACAAGCUGUCGUCCAACCACAGUCUGUAAGCCCUGCCCCACGUGUAACUCCAGCCACUGUUCAGAUGCAGGGUUCUGUUCCUGUGCCGGCCUUGUCCCCUGUGUCAGCCAGGCCACUUCCCCAAGUUUCUGUUGCAGCAGCAUCCACUAACUCAGCUCCACUUCCUGUUUCUGCCUCACUUCCUUCAUCUUUCCAAGUUCCAACCCCGGCCCUCGCUCCCGUCUCUGCUCCUGUCAUAGCUGUUGUGUCUACCCAAAUCGCCGUCCCGUCCCCAGCCAAAGCUCUAACCCAAAUACAAGGUGCAGCUUCUGCUCCUCUCCAUGCAGUUGUGGCAAAUGCUGUUGUCACACCUGUCACAGCCACCUCUACUAUACCUUCAGUGCCAGCUCUGAUAGAACAGAAGGCAGCUCAGCCCCAAGUCUGGACUCCAGUCUCGUCUCCAGCUCAGGCUCCAGUUCAGACAGCUCAGCAGGCAGCAGCUCCGGUUACACCGUCUGCCUCUGUGCCCAGCUCUGCUCCUUCAUCAGCCUCUGCUCACUCCCCCGUUAAUCUUCUGCCUCAAACAUCUGUAACUCCUCGGUCUCCAGCGCAAGUUCAUCAUCCUGCUGCUGUAUCGGUGCAGCAGGUGUCUCAUCUGCCGGUCUCAGCAGUGCAGGUUAAUAUGAAGGGGCUACCUGUCUCCUCUGUUGUGUCUGCUGUGAGGCCCCCACAGCCUCAGCUGCAGCCCCAAACCCAUCCUCAAAUUCGGCCCCAGACACCAGCUCAGAUCUGUGCACAGGUCCAGGUCCCCGCCUGUGGUCAAGUCCAGCAAAUGCCACAUAUUCAAACGCAUCCCCAGUUACAAGCUCAGAUUCAGCCUCAGGUCCGGGUUCAGUUUCAGCCACGGGCACAAAUUCAGCCACAAACUCCACCGUCGCCUCAUACUCAAGUACAACCCCUUACUCAGGUCCAGUCCCCAACCCAGUCCCAGCCAAGGGUUCCGCCUCAGUACCAACCCCAGAUACAAGCUUCAUUUCAAACACAACCUCAGACUCUGCAGCAGCCUCAGGUCCAGUCUCAGGCCCCAACUCCCCUUCAGCUGCAGCCCCAAAUCCAAACUCAAAUCCAAACCCAGGUCCAGCUCCAGCAACAAAACCAGAUUCAAGCUCAGGCUUCACAACAGCCCCAUGUUCACAUUCAGCCCCAUGUUCAAGCUCAAGUCCAAACACAACCUCAGUUUUCAGUCCAGUCGUCACAACAAACUCAAGUUCCUCCACAGCUUCAAGCCCACGGCCAAGUCCAGGCAAAACUCCAAGUGCAGUUCCAACCUCAGAACCAAUCACAAGUUCAACCCCAGCCUCAGCUUCAGGUCCAGUCUCCAAUCAGGCAUCAGGUCAUCACAGUUUCAGGCCUCCAGCAGCCGGUCCAGCUACUCUCAGCCCUGCCGCCGCACGUUGCAGCCCAGAUCCAAGCCCAGAUCCAGGCUCAGGCCCAGCAGCAGGGUGGGGCCGUUCCCCAGCAAAUCAAACUGCAACUACCUAUCCAGAUCCAGCAAACGGGGGCGCAAAUCCAAGCCCACCAGCUCCAGAACGUGGUGACCAUCCAGGCGCCGGCAAACGUUCAGGAGCAGCUUCAGAGGAUGCAGCAGCAACCACCAAAGAAGAAGAAACACCACGAGGCUAAAAGGGAACCAAAAGAGCAGAAUCUGCAGGCGGUCAGUCCAAAAGAUGGCGUCCAGAAACAGGUGGGAGUGAAGCAGAAUUUUUCAGCAGAGCAUCAGAAACAAAGGAAGAGCUUGGCUGCAGUGGAGCGGGAGGAGAACCAGAGAAUGAUCGUGUGCAACCAGGUGAUGAAGUUCAUCCUCGACAAGAUCGAGAAGGACGAGAAGCAGGAAGCUAAGCAGGAAGCUAAGAAAAGGAAGAAGGAAGAGGUGGUGGAGCAGAAACGCUCCAAGCAGAACGCCACCAAACUGACGGCGCUGCUGUACAAGCACAAGGAGCAGCUGAAGGCAGAAAUCCUUAAAAAGAGGGCUCUGUUGGAUAAAGAGCUGCAGCUGCAAGUCCAGGAAGAGCUGAGGCGAGACCUGGCCAGGCUGCAAAGAGAAAAGGAGAAAGCUCGAGCUGCCAUCGCUCAGGCGGCUGCAGCGACCAUCAAGGCGGCCUCCGCCCACCUUCCUCACUCCACACAUUCCUCUCACAGCAUGCACACGUCAUCCCAUAAACGUAAACGAGAAGACGAGAGAGACAGAGACAAAAACCGAGACAGAGACCGGCAUCACGACAAGAGCAAGAAACGGGACAGGGACAAGGACAAAGACAAGGACCGACACAGAGACAGGGAAAAAGACAGAGACCGGGAUCUGGAGAAGGAGAGAGAGAGAGACCGAGAGCGGGACAAGAAUCGGGACAGGGAACAAGACAAAGAAAGGGAGGGAGAUCAGGAGGGAGAUCCCAACUUAUUAAAACUCAAGAAGAAGAAGAAGAAACUGUCUUCUGCCUCGAAGGAUCACAAGAAGGACACCAAGCUGUACUGUGUCUGCAAAACGCCCUACGAUGAGUCGAAGUUUUACAUCGGGUGUGACCUGUGCUCCAACUGGUUUCAUGGCGCGUGUGUCGGCAUCACGGAGAAGGAGGCCAAGAAGCUGGAGGACUUUGUGUGCAGCGACUGUAAGCGUGGUCAGGAGGGAGGCAGCAGCGAGGAGCUCUACUGCAUCUGCCGGACACCUUAUGAUGAAUCACAGUUUUACAUAGGCUGCGAUCGCUGCCAGAACUGGUACCAUGGGCGCUGCGUGGGCAUUCUGCAGAGCGAGGCCAAUCACAUCGAUGUGUACGUUUGUCCGCAGUGUCAGUCGACCGAGGACGCCAUGACAGUCCUGUCGCCGCUCACUGACAAGGACUAUGAGGGGUUAAAAAGAAUAUUACGCUCGCUACAGUCUCAUAAAAUGGCCUGGCCGUUCCUCGAACCUGUGGAUCCCCAUGACGCUCCAGAUUAUUAUCGUGUGAUUAAAGAGCCGAUGGACUUCUCCACGAUGGAAACCCGUUUGCAGAAGCGACAUUACCAGAAGCUCACGGAGUUUGUGGCAGAUGUGACCAAAAUCUUCGACAACUGCCGCUACUACAACCCCAACGACACGCCCUUCUUUCAGUGUGCCGAGGUGCUGGAAGCCUUCUUUGUACAGAAACUGAAAGGCUUUAAGGCGAGCAGGUCUCAUAACAACAAGCUUCAGUCUUCUUUGGCCUCUUAGACAACAUCGCACGUUGAGCAAACAAAAUGCACUUGCCAAGAAUGUGGCUUUUCUGAACUCUGUGACUCUCGGUGACCGGGUCGGCGGGAUCCGUUCGGGCAGAGCUGCCGGCACACUUUCAGGCUGUAAGGGGGACCUCCCAGGACCUGUCGUCACAAACAGGGGCCCUGUACAGAAUGACUGAGGCAUUUCAAAAUAAAAGUUUACCUCGGAGAAAACUCUUCUGGAGC
Molecule: messenger RNA, 10321 nt
Organism: Nematolebias whitei (Rio pearlfish)
Lineage: Eukaryota; Metazoa; Chordata; Actinopteri; Cyprinodontiformes; Rivulidae
Product: nucleosome-remodeling factor subunit BPTF
Exons: 31
Coding region: 255-10091 (3278 amino acids)
Biological process (GO): regulation of transcription by RNA polymerase II
Cellular component (GO): NURF complex
Molecular function (GO): RNA polymerase II cis-regulatory region sequence-specific DNA binding
Source: RefSeq, a predicted model, not a curated record